AUGUUCGACAGACUGCUCGUGCUCGCCGUUCCCCUAGUACUUUCUCCAAGGCUGCUCCUCUUCUUGUCCGAGACGGGCACUGAGCGGAGGGUUGCUCUGACGCCCCUCGAGUCCUUCAUGGCAUUCCACACCGGAAUAUUAGUGUUCGCCAUUGCGCUCGCAUUAGUGUUCAAUAUUCCGUCGGACCCCUUGGACACGACGGCAAAGCGAGGGGCACCUGGACACCCCCUCUUGGGGUCCCUCUCCGUAGCAUGUGUUCUCAUCUCAUUCAUCUCGUACAACACCAAGUCCGUGGGCCCUCUAGGCUUUCUGGUGUUCCUCGGCUCAGGCACCAUCGGACUCUGGGGACUAUGGGCGCUCCUCUUUUCGGGAUCAGCUUAUGUGUCCCGAAAGACCGGGGCUGACAAGCGGACGUCGCGGUUUCUGUUUGGGAAUAAGGCUGCAGCAUCUGUGCAGAAGAAGCAAUGGAAGAAGGGGCGUUCGGCGUAG
This is a messenger RNA of Trametes versicolor FP-101664 SS1, 489 nucleotides long. RefSeq lists its product as uncharacterized. The record is from RefSeq and is a predicted model, not a curated record. NCBI's taxonomy places the organism in Eukaryota, Fungi, Basidiomycota, Agaricomycetes, Polyporales, Polyporaceae. The transcript is spliced from 3 exons. The coding region runs from base 1 to 489 and encodes 162 amino acids.